Messenger RNA from Plasmodium vinckei vinckei, 2592 nucleotides. Its product is annotated as mitochondrial ribosomal protein S5 precursor, putative. Gene Ontology annotation, molecular function: structural constituent of ribosome; RNA binding. Gene Ontology annotation, biological process: translation. The transcript is spliced from 2 exons. The record is from RefSeq and is a predicted model, not a curated record. Gene Ontology annotation, cellular component: ribosome. NCBI's taxonomy places the organism in Eukaryota, Apicomplexa, Aconoidasida, Haemosporida, Plasmodiidae. The coding region runs from base 1 to 2592 and encodes 863 amino acids.
AUGCUAAGGAAUAUAUUUGGAAAUAGAAAAGCUUGUAAUAAAAUUCGAAUAUUGAAUUCGCGAUAUAUUCAUAAUAGUCAUUUAAAUAAGACCCUUAAAAAUCGAUAUAAUGAAAAAGUAAGAGAUAAAUAUUUGGAUAAUAUAUACAACAAUGAAAUCGAUAUUAAUACUAUAAACAGAAAUGUGAAAAAUAAAAAAAUAGAUUACCUUAGACAAUUAAUAUACGAUGAAAUUGAUGGGGAUGAGUAUUUACUAAAUGAAAAUAUCAUUCAAGAAAUCAAAAAAAAAAAUAAUAAUAAUCAAAGCAGUAUUAAUAAUAAUGGGGAUCCAGAAAAUUCGAGACUCCAAUGUAAAAAUAAACAAAGUAAGGAUGAAAAUACAGAAAUGGGUGAAUCCCAAUAUAAACAGGCUAUCCGAAUAUAUAAUUUAUUGAAGUUAAAUGAUACAACAAGUAUUUUUGAUGAAGAUGUUUUUAUGAACAUAGAUAGUAAAAUAAAUCAUGACAUAUAUGAAUUUGCCAAAAACAAUAUUAUAAAUGACAAUUAUAAUAGUGUAGAAACCAAAAAAAAUAUUAAAGAAAAAACUAUAGACGUAAAAGCAGUUGAAAUUAAUCCAAUUACUGAUACAUCCGCCAGUUCGGAACAAAAAAAAGAUGGCAGUAACGAUUCUACUGAUAGUACUGUAAUAAAUAAUGGUACAAAUGAUAAUAUAUCAAAUGACCAACCAUUUGAUGAAAAUAACUUUAUGAAUAUAACAAAAAUGAAUUUGCCUGUAUUUAAUCCAUCUAGCUUUUGCUUGGCUAUUGAGUCAUUAACUAACCAUAUAUGUGACGACUUAAUUUUUUUAUUUGGAGAUUUAUCAGAUAAAAUAAAAAUCCCAGAUAAUAAUGAAAACGAUAGAUUAUAUAAAUUUGUGCAAUCAUUGUGUAAUUUUUUUUGUUUAGAAAAAAAUGAGCACGAUGUAGACAGAUGGAUAGAAGAUGUUUACAAAGAUAUAAAAGAUAAAUUACCAUCAAACAUUCGUAAUAUUAAAGAUGAUUAUAUAAAGAAUUGGUUAAAAGGGCAUAUAAAUAGAGUUUUAAUAAAUGAAAAAAAAAACAAUGAAUUUUUAUAUAAAGAAAAAUAUUAUAAUUUAGGAAAUGAUUUUUUAUAUGAUAGUUUAUCAAUAGAUAAUGAUACUGUUGUAGAUACAAAAAAACAAUUUUCUACAUCUAAGUUGACAUAUUAUUUUAAGACAAUUAUUGAAUUUUUAUUAGACAAAAAAAUAAAUAGUGAUUUAGAAGAACAAAUAAAUAUGAUGUUUUUAAAUUUAAAAAAAAUCGGUUUAGAUAAUUGGUUAAAAAUGGAUGUAAGAGAUUUUGAAAAAUAUCUUUUACGAAAUAAUAAUUCAAAUUUUCUCGAAAUUGUUGAAAAUGAUAAGUAUACCUCUUAUCUAAUGCUAAAAUGUGCUAGCAGAAAUAUUACGGAUUUUACCUUUUAUGAAGAAUUUUCUCCAUUCUAUCUUUUUCAUGAAAAACCCAAAAACUCUAUAGAAGAAAGGAUAAAUAAUAUACAAGAGAAUAAACAUAUAUCUGAUCAAGAAUUAAAAAAUAUGAUAUAUUCAGAUCAAUCUUCUUUAACUAUUAUUAAAACUGAUGAUAAGAGUGGUGAAUCAUACAAUGAAAUGGAUAUUGAUCUAUUUAUAGAAAAGGAAAAAAAAUAUAACAUGAACAGAUCUCUGAUUACUUAUUCCUUUGAUCAAAAUACAGAUACUUAUAGCUACAAAUAUAAGCAGAUACCUAAUACUAUUUAUGAUCACAAUACAAACAAAUACAUAAGAGAAAAAGAUACGAUUGAUCCCAUGUUAAAAUUAAAUGAAAUGAGGUCAUCAAUAUUGGAAGUUAAAAGAAUGAUGAGCAUGACAAAAGAUGGAAGAGUAUAUUACAUAAGAAUAAUCAUAAUCAUAGGAAACGGAAAAGGUGUAUAUGGCUAUGGAGUAGGAUUUGGAAAAAAUCUUAAGGAAGCACGAAACAGCGCUUUACUAAAUUCAAUUAAUAACUUAGAUUUUAUAGAUUAUAAUUAUAAAAAUUGCAUUUUGAAUUUUCCAGUAAGUGGACAAGAAUAUUCAUCACAUGUAAAAAUAAUACCUAGGCCAUUAGGGAAAGGAUUAAAAAUAAAUAGAAAAUAUUUACCAUUAGGAUAUAUAUUAGGAUUAGAUAAUGUAAAAAUAUCUUUUAGUGGCAGUAAUAAAUGGAUGAGUAGAAUAAAGGCAUUAAAAAGAUGCUUAGACAAAAUUGUAUCUAUUAAAACAUUAUGUAAAAUGACGGGGAAAAAAUAUGUCUGUCAUUUUGCACCACAUUAUUGCACUAGUCAUUGGCCAGAUUAUUGGUUUAAAAAUAUAUUAAAAGAAUAUAAAUAUAAAAUCCAAAGAAUUCAAAAAAAAAGAGCUGCAGUGUGUAGAAAAAAUUUUAGAUCGAAUAUUUCAAAAAUUCCCGAAGAGGUAUACCCAGAUUUUACUCCAUAUACUUGGAAAACUCCAAUUCAAAAACACAUCGAAUCACAAAAAUUUAAAAAAUAUAUUGAUAACAAUAUUUACCACACCAAUGUAUUCUAA